AAAAAGGAAUCUGCAGCAGAGAUCCAGAGGAACCUACGAGACAAGGGAGCUCAGGGACUCCAGAAAGGUCUAUGGUUAGUAACUUUAACGGGACAGGAACAGAUAAAGGAAGUGAUGGGUUCUGAAAAAGUUAGUGUUUGUUCCAUUUCCUCUCACUGUUCCUCCUCUACUCUGAUAAUCCAGUAAAGGACGCUGCAGGGGCCUCAUUGGUCAACAGAGCUGUCAAUCAAUCAUAACUUUAAAAUGAAAUAACUAAUCAAACUAAAAUGAACACUGAGACAUAAAUCAGAAUAAUAAGACAUAACUGUAAUGACAGAAACAUGUCUGACAAACAUUGUGUUUGAUUUGAGAGUUUGACCCAUGUCCCAUCCGUUUCCAUGGAGGAGGCGGGGCUUAUGACCUAUACUGCAGACAAUCAGUCAGCAGGGGGCACUCUAAGCGCUUUUGGCUUCACUUUGGGAUGCUACUGUACAGUCUAUGUGGUGAACAUGAUACACAUUAUACAUUUUAACACAAGCAUGCAAAAAAUCUCACCCUGCCUCAAAAGGACGCGGACCAGCAGUCCUGUGAUUGGUCCGCUGGGUAGCAUCGUACACUCCUUCGUCUUCGACAUCCUCUCUCUUUUCUGCUUUGCAAUAAUUUCAGUGUGAUACGCUCGGAUCCAGCCGCCAUAGUUCUCUAAACAAACAACAGGAAACAGGAAACUGGUGGUAUGACUAGCAUUGUAAUUGCACUGCCAACUAGUGUUUGGGUGGAGUACUGCAGAGCGAAGCAGAGACAUACAGCAUACAGCAGGUAUAAACCAGGUCUAACACAGCUGCUAGCACGGCUGCAGACUCUUCUUCUUCAGUAUGAGUUCAUAUCUUUAAAUCUUAAUUGUUUCAUUUAUUCUUCAUUUUCACUUUAACUUCCUGUGUUCUAUGUUUCUGGAGGAGUGUGAGUGUGUUUCAACCAUCAGCACAUGAGCAGCACAACCGUCUUAAAGAGGAUUUAGAUAAAACACACAAUCAGCCCAGAGAAAUAUAACACAUCCUUAUUAUUAAAACAAACAACAAUAUUUGGGAAUGUAAUACCAGGAUGUGAAUGCAUGAGAGGGGGCGGUCCUUUCAGUCAGUCUACACUAAAUAAAUUUGAAUAAUUACUCAUGGGUGAGAUCACUUCCUGCUUCUCUCUCUCUUGAUAUCCCGUCAAACGUGUUCAUCAUCAUUCUGGUUGAGGAAAGUCCCGCCUGUCCCCGCUCAGGUGUAUUUAAACCUCAGCCGACUGGUGCUCGUCACAGCAUCCAGAGCUACAGCAGACUUCAGAUCAUCAACAUGCAGAGGUUAACCUUUAAGAGAGAGAACCAGGAGCUGAUACAGGCAGUGGAGAGCUCUUUUGGAGCUUCAGGGAAACCUUUAUCCAAACCUGGACGGGUUCUGAUGGGAGAGGGACGCCUGUUGAAGCAGGGGCGUCGUAAGCCUCAGCCUAAAGCCUUCUUCCUCUUCAACGACGUGCUGGUGUACGGCAGCAUCAUCCUGAACGGACGCUGGCACAAGAAUCAGAAGAUCCUGCCUUUAGAGGACAUCAUGCUGGAGGACGUGGAGGACGGUUUAUUGAUGACUAACCAAUGGCUGAUCCGCACACCGAGCAAGUCCUUCUUCGUGUCUGCCUUUUCCUACGAGGAGAAGCAGGCCUGGAUGGACCACAUCCAAAACUGCCGGUCCAGCCUCCUGCGUGAAGGCGGCGUUCAGCCCAGCCCGGUCUUCGCCAGCUCCUGGAUCCCAGACCAAGCCGCCUUCAAAUGCAUGCGCUGCUUACACACCUUCACCAAGACCAGACGACGACACCACUGCAGACAAUGCGGCUUCGUGGUCUGCAACUCCUGCUCCAACCAGCGAUCGGUGAUCACUAACAUCCACCCCACCAAGAAACUGAGGGUCUGUCGUCUCUGCCACAUCACCAGGGAGGAGGAGGAGAAACCUCGCUCCAGGUGGGGCAGCGAUGGAAAGACCAGCGAAGAGGAGGUCAGCGAUCCAGAGGAGGUCAGCGAUCCAGAGGAGCGAGAGCAGGAGGCGGAGCCCUACAUUAAGAUGGGCAUGCUGAAACGCAGGGCGAAGACAUCGGGGGGGAUGAGCAUCUACAACUACCCACGACCAAUACAUACGCUGUCCUGAUGAAGAGAACCACAGAGAGACUUUAAAAACAACUUCCAUCAUCAUCAUCAUCAUCAUCAUCAUCACGUGUUCAUAUGAACCAGGACGUCUCACAGAAGGAGGACAGCUCUGAAUAACACACAGCUGUAUCUGUGGAGAACAGCAGAGCACAUCAUGAACAUCAUACAUGCUGUAUUUUAUUUAUCAUCAUGCUCUGGGUUUGAGGAAGAACACUCACUAUGAAAUCACCACAAAGCACAAUUAUGUUGUAAAUAUGUUGUUAUUAUUAUUUAAGGCCACAGGCUGCUGGGACUCUUAUUUAUCCAGGCCUUGUUGUUGUUGUUGUUGUUGUUUAUUAUCAAUGUCAGUGUUUACAUGUGAAAGCGUGUUUGCACUCUACGCCUGCUUUUUGUAUUGAAACGAUCUUUGAACAAUAAAAAACGUUUGAACAUGUUAAA
This is a messenger RNA of Notolabrus celidotus (New Zealand spotty), 2590 nucleotides long. Its product is annotated as pleckstrin homology domain-containing family F member 2-like. Bases 1314 to 2153 code for a protein of 279 amino acids. Lineage: Eukaryota; Metazoa; Chordata; Actinopteri; Labriformes; Labridae. Gene Ontology annotation, molecular function: phosphatidylinositol binding; metal ion binding. The transcript is spliced from 2 exons. The record is from RefSeq and is a predicted model, not a curated record.